This is a messenger RNA of Meriones unguiculatus (Mongolian gerbil), 779 nucleotides long. RefSeq names its product C-C motif chemokine 6-like. The coding region runs from base 81 to 428 and encodes 115 amino acids. The transcript is spliced from 4 exons. Gene Ontology annotation, cellular component: extracellular region. Gene Ontology annotation, biological process: lymphocyte chemotaxis; inflammatory response; chemokine-mediated signaling pathway. Lineage: Eukaryota; Metazoa; Chordata; Mammalia; Rodentia; Muridae. Gene Ontology annotation, molecular function: CCR chemokine receptor binding; chemokine activity. The record is from RefSeq and is a predicted model, not a curated record.
UAUAAAUACCAGGCCAGGCCAGUGAGUCAGGACGCAGUGAGCAGAACUCCUCAGGCCAGCUGGUUCUGCCCUCCGGGAGGAUGAGGAACUCCAUGACUGCCAUUUCAUUCUUUAUCCUCACGGCUGUCCUUGGAUCCCAGGCUGGGUUCCUACAUGAAACAAUAAGAAAAGACCAUCACUUUAAGCCUCCGGUAAUAAGUCAAGGCUUUCAAGACCCUUCAGAUUGCUGCUACUCCUAUGCCUCGCGGAUCCGGUGUUCAAAUUUUAUAUAUUAUUUCCCAACCAGUGGUGGGUGCAUCAAGCCGGGCAUCAUCUUUGUCAACAGGAAGAGGAACCAGAUCUGUGCCAACCCCAGUGAUUCGAAAGUUCAGCAAUGCAUAAGCACCCUGAAACAAGCCUCAAGACCUGGGAACAAAGUCAUUGCUUGAGAAGGAGGGCUAUAUUGCCAACCACUUUAAAGUAGCACAUGUGGUUAACAGUAGUUAGAUGGACUCAGCAUGACAUGACUACAGCCAUCUUGAGUUGUAACCAUGACGGUCUCUGAAUAACUAUUGAGUUUUCCUACAUAGUUCCUCAGCAGAUUAUAAAUGGAUGAACUACCAGAGUGGUCUUUGGGGCAUUGGAAUGUGUCUGGUUCUGAUACGAGCCUAAGCUGGUGCAUCUAUCUGAAGUGGAAUCCAUUUGCCCCAGCCCAUACAUAUGUAUUGUUUGUGGGGACCCAACUGUUCUUCCUGCCACCCGAGAGCAGUAAGUGCUUCCAAUAAAGUGCACUCCAUGUA